GAUGAAGACAAGUAUCUGUGGGUGUGUGAAGAUCGACUAACAGUUGCUAACCCUGCCCUUGCCCAUCAAAUCGCUAUACAUCAGAAUGUUCAAGGCUGGUUCAACUUACGCCAUAUGAAGCGGCUUCAUGAUAUCUCACAGCUCCCUGGUUUCACUGGUACACUCAUCCCUGGUCUAAGUGCUUGCACCAGUGUCAGAGAGAGUGCUAGCGUGCCAGAUCCUUGGAUUCCUGCCAAUAUGUUUGCUGCUAAUACACCUGUACACAGGCCACCAUCUUCUGUAGGCACAGAUACUCAAGAGGACCUAGAUGAAGAGGAGGUGGCAGAGGAGGUGGCAGAGGAAGCCUUGAGGAGUUUGCAGCAUAUCGUCCUCAUCACUGAUGACUUCUUGCAGCUUCAGGUUCUUGAUGAUGGUGAGGUGGAGGAAUAG
This is a messenger RNA of Suillus subaureus, 429 nucleotides long. RefSeq lists its product as uncharacterized. Lineage: Eukaryota; Fungi; Basidiomycota; Agaricomycetes; Boletales; Suillaceae. The annotation marks the transcript as partial. The record is from RefSeq and is a predicted model, not a curated record. The transcript has a single exon.